UGGUAAAGAUGGUGGCCAGCGCUCGGGUACAGAAACUGCUCCGACGCUACAAACUCGCGAUCGCCGCCGCGUUGACCAUCCUCCUGGUACAGGGUCUGGUGGUAUGGAGCCUGCGGAGCCUGGAGGAGGGCGAGGCCGAGAAGAAAUCACGACGGUCUAAGUUGCCCGAUCACAACAGCCAGGACCCCAAGAGAGACCCCGCACUUUGGGAGAAACAAAACUCUCUGUCGGGGAGGAACAAGGGCCGAUGGAGCGCCAGGUUGGAGAGGACCGGGGGCACGGCAGCCAGCGCGCUGAGGAGAGGAACCAGCCGGCGAGGAGGGAAGCCCAGCAUCAAGCAGAAGUCUCCCCAGGAGCGGGUGAUGACGGGCGCUGGAAUGGACGGUGUCAUCGCCCCUGACCUGUCAAGCAGCCGCAACUUUAGCGAGACCCGCGGAGGCACGGACGGGGCGGCUAAGCUACCUGCCGCCGCCGCCGCCAUUCCAGGGGAGCCGGGCAGUGUGGACGGCGCUCACCAAGCCCCCAGCAGUGACUUUGUGCCUAAGUGUGACAUCACAGGCAAGGACGCCCUCUCCGCCCUCCAUCGCGCCGGGUCGCAGCAGUGCCGACAGGAGAUCGCCAACAUCGUGUGCCAGCAUCACGCUGGUCUGCUCAUGCCAAACGCCCUUCCUCAGUUCUGCCCCCAGCUCGGCAUAAUAAAUCCGGUUCAGGCCGUUGGCGAGCUGGACAACAGCCUGUCCAAAGUGGAGAACCCCAUCAGGGUGGCUUUUGUUCUGAUGGUCCACGGCCGAGCCGUACGGCAGCUCAAGCGUCUCAUCAAAGCCAUUUACCACCGUGACCACUUCUACUACAUCCAUGUAGACAAGCGGUCCGGCUACUUGCACCGCGAGGUCCUGCAGAUCGCCCAGCAGUUCCCGAAUGUGCGGGCCACGCCCUGGAGGAUGAUCACCAUCUGGGGGGGUGCCAGCCUCCUGAAGGCUUACCUACGCAGCAUGCAGGACCUGCUCUCCAUGAUGGACUGGAAAUGGGAUUUUUUCGUCAAUCUCAGCGCCACAGACUUCCCCACCAGGACCAAUGAUGAACUGGUGGCUUUCCUGUCGCAGCACAGAGACAAGAACUUCCUCAAGUCCCACGGGAGAGAGAAUGCACGGUUCAUUAAAAAGCAGGGCCUGGACCGCCUCUUCCACGAGUGUGACAACCACAUGUGGCGCCUCGGGGAGCGCAGCAUUCCAGAAGGCCUGGAGGUCUCAGGUGGCUCUGAUUGGUUUGCGCUCACCCGCCGCUUUGUGGAGUAUGUCAUCAACUCCCAGGAUGACCUGGUUACCGGGCUGAAGCAGUUCUAUUCCUACGCCCUGCUCCCCGCUGAGUCUUUCUUCCACACGGUGCUGGGGAACAGCCACAUGUGUGACAGCCUGGUGGACAACAACCUGCGGGUCACCAACUGGAAUCGUAAGCUUGGCUGUAAAUGUCAGUACAAGCACAUUGUGGACUGGUGUGGCUGCUCGCCCAAUGAUUUCAAACCGCAAGACCUCAUCCGGAUACAGCAACUCACCCGUCCCACAUUCUUUGCCCGUAAAUUUGAGUCGUCGGUGAACCAGGAGGCCAUAGACAUCCUGGACACUCACCUCUACGGCCAGUAUGCUCCGGGAACCAUCGCCAUCAAGGCGUACUGGGAGAGCGUGUUCGAGCAGUCGGACAGCGUGGGCUCUCUCAGGGACGUGGCGCUCACUGCUUAUACUUCUUUCUUUCGCCUGGGUCUGAAGAAUCUGGCCACGGCUCAGAGCAACGUGGAGUCCUGCAGGUUUGAACCAGUAGGCUACCCUCUAUCGGUGCACGUGUACUUCUAUGACGACCGUUUCCAAGGCUACGUGGUGCGUCAGGAAGCCCAGGCUGUGGGGUCAAAGGUCAGGGAGACGCUGGAGAUGUGGGCAGUGCCGCAGGCCUCGUUCGUUCUCGAGAAGAACCUGAAGGAGUUUGAAAGGCUGAAGAAUAUGGAAAUCGGCACAGAGUGGGAUCCCAAAGAGAGAAUCUUCCGUAACUUCGGGGGGGUGAUCGGACCUCUGGACGAGCCGCUGGCCGUCCAGAAUUGGGCGCGUGGUCCCAACCUCACGGCCACCAUCGUGUGGCUCGACCCGGCGCUGGUGGUGGCGGCGUCGUACGACAUCACAGUGGACGUGGAUGCAGAGUACACCCAGUACAAGCCGCCGCUGCAGCGCCCCCUGCGGCCCGGGACCUGGACAGUGCGGGUGUUAAAGCAAUGGGAGCGCGUGGCAGAAGUUCGCUUCCUUGUCAUGCCGCUGACCUUCAAAGAUAAGGAGCCAAUACGCAAAGAAGAGGACAGCUGGCUCCAUGCAGGUCCUCCUGGGAACAUGUACAUGGAGCAGAGUUUCCAGCAGCUGAGCUCCAUGCUGAAGCUGCCCCCCCAGGAGCCUGCCAUGCGGGAGGCCCAGCGUAAAGCCCAGCUCGUGGGUCUGCCCCUUGAAGAGUGGCUGGACAGUGGUGUGAGGACCUUCUGGGUUAUGGGACACCUGUGCACCACACAGACUUCCUCCUGCCCGGCACUGGGACCUUGCUCCAAAACCUCCUGGAGCUCUCUGUCCCCGGACCCCAAGUCGGAACUGGGCCCUGUCAAAAGUGACGGGCGUAUCAGGUAGCCCCAAGAUGGGAGAGACUGUAGACUGGAACAGGAAGAAAGAGGGAGAGCUGGACCUACACUAGGGAGAUCCAGGAGAACCUGUGUGAUCCGGGUUUUGCCCCCAAGGUCGGCUCAGAGCUCUGGGGCACAUGAACAACCACGAGAAAACUUUCUGCACUGAGGAGUCGGGACCUUCUUAGUGAAGUGGUAAUGCACACGAGAAGAGGAGGAUAUGACUGCUGGAUAUUUGCACAUAGAAGAUCGCAAGAUUAGACUUGGGUCAUUGUUUGCUGAACGGUUACAUGGAUGCACACAGGUUUCAGUUUCCGCUGCGUUGAAAGAACCAGGAAGCGGUUGUUGGCUCCGUCAUUUCAAGGGAGAGCAGAAACCUCUGAAUCAUAUUAACGUGCUUGUUUUGAAGCAUUUACCGUGUAAGCAAUUGGAGCAGACAGAUGAAGUGCACUUUACUGUAAGACUACACAGAGGUCACAUGGUUCCAGUGCGAGGAGCAGACGUUUAUAAAGUCACGGUCAUGUCACCUGUUCGAAUCACACAUGACGUCCUGUUGCACAGACACAUCAGUAAAUACAUGACUGUCCCUGGGGUUAGGAAAAGUAAGGAAACAGACAGAGAGCGGAUUCCUUAGGUUUCAAGUCUUCGUUCUAUUUUUAGUUCUGUUUACUGUGACGUAUGAUUUUUCAAACGUGUCAUUUUUCUAUGUGUUUAACUUUUGUUAGUUCCCAGAAAUAACUGUUCAAGUGUUUAGGAGUUUUCCGUUGUUGCGAUAAAAGAAAAGCCACUCCGCUUUGUUUUCGUGGUCAAAGCAAGUGACUCGACGGCUGCAGCAGAUAGUGAGGCUGCAUUCAAAAAUCACCCUCAGAUAAAGUUGAUUAAACAAUCACUGAGAAGAUGCUCGGUUUCACGUCAGCUGGUUUUCAAAACAACAGAGGAAAGUGGAGCCCGAGUUGAGAUUGUUUAGUUUAAUGAUGUGACAAUGCUCAAAUCUUCUGAAGUCAUUUAGAGCUGCAACGAGUUGUCGAUUAUUCGGUUUGUCUGUUGAUUGAUCAGUUUAUCUUUAUACAAGAAAAAACAAACAUUUACCAGUUUAAUGUGAGAAUCUUGCAUCACUGUAGAUUUGAUAUUUGCUUGGACAAAAUAAUCUCAGACUUUAACCAAUGAUUAAUCAGUCAAUUAUGAAAAUAACUGCAUAUUAACCAUUCAUUUUAAAUAGCCCUAUGUUGCAGGUUAAAUACGAUUAGUUUUUUACCAAAUCAAAGUCAGUUUAACGAAGGGAGGAGAGACGAAACUGAAAAGCAAAAGGAAACGUUUGACAUUUUGGGAAAUACCUUUUCUUUCUGAGAGUUAAUUCAAAUGAGAAUAUUUAUAACCAGCCUCAUGUUUACACACUACAUACACAGCCACUGCCUGCUUUGUGUUUCCCAACAUGUCACAACUUUCCUUUUUUAAAUGCAAGAUUUUUAAACCUGGUUGGACGUGUACGUUUUACCUUCGUUAUAUAUCAGUUUAAAAAUGCAGUAUUGUCCCUGGUGUGCUCUGUUUACCUCACUGGUUCUUUCAUUCCCAUUUCAUUUCUAAAGGUGCGUUUCAUUUAAACUUUUUAAGUCCUCCAAUCAAACGAUGGUAAACGGUACACUGUAUGUUUUUUAAAAGUUUUUAUUUUAGCGUGAUCAAGAGAAUCUAAGCUGCCUUUACUUAGCUGAGAAGACGAAUGGUUUAUACGGGAGAGUAGUUUCCAGAGAUGUGCAAUUAACGCCUUUCCAGAGGAUAGUGAAGCCCCCUGUCUGUGUCUUAGUUUGCAUUAGUGGUAGUUGGCCACCAUAUGAGUUUUCAAGUGACCUUGUUUACCUUGCACAGGACAGCUGCUUCGGUGAGACCCCAGUUCUAUUGAGACGAGCGAGCAGAGUCAUCGGCGUAGCAGAUUUUAUUUUUCUACACAUUUUACGAGAAAAGUGUCUGUUAAACCAUUAAAAACUGCUGACUACUUAUGUUGUAUUUGACGGUCCACGUGUUCAGUGACAUUUUUAUUCAUUUUUCUGUUUGGAGGAGGAGGAGGAGGAGGGUGGGAUGUUGAGGUUUUCAUCCGUGCUGCUGUGAUGAAGAGCAGAGGUCCGGAGGCUGCUGAGUCACGGUUGGCGCCGUGGCUCUUCCGCCUCUGGACAAGCUCACAAGUUAGACGUCCUGACUGAUGACUCAAUAAAAACAACAUUUAUAUGAA
Messenger RNA from Limanda limanda (common dab), 4871 nucleotides. RefSeq names its product xylosyltransferase II (gene xylt2). Gene Ontology annotation, cellular component: membrane. Lineage: Eukaryota; Metazoa; Chordata; Actinopteri; Pleuronectiformes; Pleuronectidae. Gene Ontology annotation, biological process: chondroitin sulfate proteoglycan biosynthetic process; heparan sulfate proteoglycan biosynthetic process. The transcript has 11 exons. The coding region runs from base 9 to 2654 and encodes 881 amino acids. Gene Ontology annotation, molecular function: protein xylosyltransferase activity. The record is from RefSeq and is a predicted model, not a curated record.